GUGCUCAGUGCUCAUCUUGUUCCUCUUGAUAUUUCUGCCUGGUGGGAGGUUUCUCCGAAUUUUUCUGAGUCCCGUCUGGUCUGCGGUGGUAUUAAUAGUGGCAAUAAUUCCACUGAUCGUCUUUGUUACGAUGUCGCAUUCAGCGAUCCGGAGCUUGAAACUGGGAUUGAAGUCACUGGUCGGGCGACAGCAAAAAAGAGAUCUAAGUGGCAUGUCCACACAAGCGAACAGCCAGAUGACUCUGGUGUUCUCGCGAAAGGGGAAGUUUUUGCAAUUUCAAAGAAGCGCGAGCGACACAAACAUUCUUUUGUUUCUGAUUCUGCACAUUAUGGCACUAAUGGAAGAUUCUCAUCAGGGACAGACAUUCAUUAAAUUAUGA
Protopolystoma xenopodis is the source of this 379-nucleotide messenger RNA. The record is from the annotation of a GenBank genome assembly. Lineage: Eukaryota; Metazoa; Platyhelminthes; Monogenea; Polystomatidea; Polystomatidae.